Cynara cardunculus var. scolymus (artichoke) is the source of this 1028-nucleotide messenger RNA. Its product is annotated as alpha carbonic anhydrase 1, chloroplastic. Bases 100 to 912 code for a protein of 270 amino acids. Gene Ontology annotation, molecular function: zinc ion binding; carbonate dehydratase activity. The record is from RefSeq and is a predicted model, not a curated record. The transcript is spliced from 6 exons. Lineage: Eukaryota; Viridiplantae; Streptophyta; Magnoliopsida; Asterales; Asteraceae.
GCAAGAAAAACGUCUAUUACUAACUCAUCAUUCCAUCAUAUAGCUACCCCUAUUUCCAUCACCUUCAUCAUCUUCUUCUAGCUCUAUCUCCAACCAUCCAUGGCUUCUCAACCUCUUUCCUUCUUCACCAUCUCAUUAAUCUUAUUCCUCACAUCAUGUGCCAAUGGAGUGAACGGAGGAGGACCACAGUUCAGUUACUUGGGACCUUCUGGUCCACAAAAAUGGGGGAAUCUAAGCCCAACAUACUCAGCCUGCUCCAAUGGGAGGUUUCAGUCUCCGGUCAACAUCGUCAGGUCAAAAUGUGUCUCUGGUCGACACCUGAAGCCAUUAGACGUCGAAUACAGUUUGGCUGCCAACGCUACACUUGUUGACAAUCUCUUCAAUGUUGCGAUGAAAUUUGAUGGGAAUGUUGGAGUCUUGAGAUUGAAUGACAAAAACUUCAGUUUCAUACAAAUGCAUUGGCAUUCACCUUCCGAGCAUCAACUUGACGGUGUUCGAUACGAUGCCGAGCUCCAUUUGGUUCACAAGGCCGAUGAUGGUGGCAUAGCUGUUAUCGCGGUUCUCUAUCGGUAUGGUCACCCUGACCCUCUUCUCACUAAGAUACAAUCCAAAUUGGCGCAAUUGAUGAAGGUGGUUCAUCAUAGCUCGUCUCACGAACAACCUCAAGUCCCUCUUGGAACCUUCACCACGAAACAAAUUAGAAAACACACACGCAAGUACUACCGCUACGUCGGAUCUUUUUCAACACCUCCAUGUACCGAAGGCGUUAUUUGGAACAUUCUUGGCAAGGUAAGGUCAAUUUCACGAGAGCAGGUAGAGGCUUUAAAGGCACCAUUGAUUUGGGGAUGCAAGAGCAACUCAAGACCGGUUCAACCAUUGAACGGGAGAAAAAUAGAGAUGUAUGAUAUAUGAAGAUAACAUGAUUGGCUUCUAACCAAAUCUAAGUAUAUGCUAUUAUAGUACAAAAAACUGGCAUAAAUUCGCAGUGGCUCAAGUUUUUGGUAAUAUAUUUGGAAUGUUGCUAGUAA